AUGCAACAAGCAGAUUUAGAUUCAGAAUCAGAUAUACCAAAAAUACCAGAUUAUACUUUAUCUGAAAAACAAUUUCUAUUAACAAACGGUAAUUCAUCAUCAAAUGAAAAAUCAAAACUAAUUGAUGAAAUUUUAACUCAAAUUAAAUCUGAAAAUUUAGCUCCUUAUUAUAAAUAUUUACAUAAAGAAAUAGAUUUUCCAUUUGAUCAAAAUUUAUAUAAUCAAUUAAAUUCAAAUAAUCAAAAAGAAAUAGAUCGAUUAAAUAAAAAAAUUAAAGAAGCUCAAGAUGAAGAAGAAACCGAAUUAGAUUUAACUUCAACAACUUUAGAAUUAGCUGAAUAUUAUACUGAGAUUAUUGACGGUAAAAAUGCAAUUGAAAUUUUUAAGAAAGUAUUAGAUUUAUCAACUAGUACUGGUCAUAAAAUUGAUCAUUUAUUAACUUUAACAAGAAUUUAUUUUUUUUAUAAUGAUUUAUAUCAAGUUAAAAUUCAUUUAGAUUUAAUUUCAAAUUUAAUUGAAAAAGGUGGUGAUUGGGAGAGAAGAAAUAGAUUUAAAGCUUAUCAAGGUAUUUAUUUUAUGUCAACUAGAAAUUUUAAAGAAGCUUCAAAUUUAUUAAUCGAUUCAUUAGCAACUUUUACUUCGACUGAGUUAUGUUCUUAUCAACAAAUUGCACAAUAUGCAAUUAUAUCAGGUAUAUUAUCAUUAGAUAGAAUUGAUUUAAAAAAUAAAAUUAUAGAUUCACCAGAAAUUUUAUCAAUUUAUUCAUCAACACCCCAAUUAGAACCUUUAUUGAAAUUAACAAAUUCAUUUUAUAAAUGUCAAUAUAAUUAUUUUUUUCAAUAUUUAUUAGAAAGUUAUGAUAAAUGUUUAAUUAAUAAUAAAUAUUUAUAUAAACAUGGUAAUUAUUUCUUAAAAGAAAUGAGAUGUAAAGCAUAUGGGCAAUUAUUAGAAAGUUAUAAAAGUUUAUCAAUUAAAUCAAUGGCAAAUAACUUUAAUAUAAGUGAAGAAUUUUUAGAUUUAGAUUUAACAAAAUUUAUACCAACUAAGAAAUUAAAUUGUACAAUUGAUAAAGUUAAUGGAAUAAUAGAAACCAAUAGACCUGAUAAUAAGAAUAAUCAAUAUCAUUUAUUAAUUAAACAAGGUGAUGGUUUAUUAACAAAAUUACAAAAAUAUGGUGCAGCUGUUAAAUUAAGUGGUGCUGAAAAAGUUGUAUAG
This is a messenger RNA of Insectozyma verbasci, 1215 nucleotides long. Lineage: Eukaryota; Fungi; Ascomycota; Pichiomycetes; Serinales; Debaryomycetaceae. The record is from the annotation of a GenBank genome assembly.